Megalops cyprinoides (Indo-Pacific tarpon) is the source of this 839-nucleotide messenger RNA. RefSeq names its product vitamin K epoxide reductase complex, subunit 1 (gene vkorc1). The record is from RefSeq and is a predicted model, not a curated record. Gene Ontology annotation, biological process: peptidyl-glutamic acid carboxylation; vitamin K metabolic process. Gene Ontology annotation, molecular function: vitamin-K-epoxide reductase (warfarin-sensitive) activity. Bases 294 to 806 code for a protein of 170 amino acids. The transcript is spliced from 3 exons. Lineage: Eukaryota; Metazoa; Chordata; Actinopteri; Elopiformes; Megalopidae.
AACACGUAGUCAAACUGGAUUUGAGCUACAUGUGCUCGGAAGAAAUAUAAGCGAGGGAAGUACAACUACGGCAGAGUGCAAAGGAAACAACAUAAUAAAGAAGGGCUGUCGUAAGAACGAUACUACUGUAUAAAUCUAGCUGUCCCCAAAGUAAACUACGGAACAUUGAAGACAGUCCACAGUAUUGCUUGCUGAAUAUACGUAUCUAGUCUGCGAUACUUUAUAGGCGUAGCUCACAAAUGGUAUAACGGGCUGGGACACAGUUUCACUUGAGGAAUUAUUCACUGAAUAUUAUGUCAUCGAGCAGUAUUACCAUGGGAGUCCCAAAGUGGGAGCAAGGAGCUCGGUUUGGACUUUGCGUAUUUGGCUUGGUGCUUUCAGUGUAUGCCUUGCAUGUUGAGAUUUCACGAGAGAGGGACCCAGAGUACCGUGCGAUGUGCGACCUUGCACAGUCGGUUAGUUGCUCCAAAGUCUUCACGUCAAGGUGGGGACGUGGAUUUGGGCUGGUACAAUUCUUUGUGCCAAAAGACAGUGCACUCAAUCAGCCCAACAGUGUGCUGGGCAUCAUCUUCUACACACUGCAGUUAGCACUGGGCCAGUCCGUGUCCAGCAGGGCAGCGCUAUUCCUGGUCCUCUCCUCCUGGGUGUCAGUGGCUGGCUCUCUGUAUCUAGCAGGAGUGCUGGUGCUUGUUUUGGGUGACCUCUGUCUGGUGUGCGUCUCAACGUACAUUAUCAACUUUGCCCUACUAUAUACCAAUUUGAAGAGAAGGGCUGGGCUGGAAAGGGGCAAAGAGAAGACUGGCUGAUAGUUGCAGAGGGUCUGUGUGUGUGUGUGUGUG